Molecule: messenger RNA, 1167 nt
Organism: Exophiala aquamarina CBS 119918
Lineage: Eukaryota; Fungi; Ascomycota; Eurotiomycetes; Chaetothyriales; Herpotrichiellaceae
Product: beta-lactamase
Exons: 1
Coding region: 1-1167 (388 amino acids)
Source: RefSeq, a predicted model, not a curated record
AUGGCUGAAAUUCAGGGUACCUAUGGUCCGGCAUUUCAAAAGCUCGUAGAUCUUUUCCAAGAUAAACUCUCAGAGGGCGAGGAGCUUGGCGGGGCCAUAAAUAUUAACAUCAGCGGUGAAGAUGUUGUCAACGUCUGGGCAGGCUAUACCGACCAGGCCAAAACCACAUCAUGGGCCGCAGAUACGAUCACGAACGUGUACUCCUCAACUAAGACUGUUGCUGCAAUUGCCAUCCUCGUGGCCCAUGAGCGUGGUCUGCUGAGCGUUGAUGACCCUGUUGCUAAACUGUGGCCAGAAUUUGCCGAAAACGGGAAGGAAAAGAUCCUUAUUCGACAUGUCAUGUCCCACAACUCAGGGGUUUCAGGUUGGGAAGGUCCCAUAACAAUGGAGGAGGUAUGUGAUGUGCCCUAUUCCACUGCCAGACUGGCAAAACAAGCACCAUGGUGGGAGGCAGGCACUGGCAGUGGCUACCAUGCCACUACACAGGGUCAUCUCUUAGGCGAGAUCAUCCGACGGGCGACUGGCAAGCCUAUGAAGCAAUUUGUUGCGGAGGAACUCGCCGGGCCCUUGAAAGCAGACUUCCAGAUCGGAGCAAGGGAGGAAGACUGGCCUCGAAUCACACCAGUCGUCCCGCCACCUCCUCCAUCCUGGGAUGUCAACAAGCUUGACCAGACUGGCAUAGUGUACAAAAGCCUCUUCAACCCUAGAACAAGCGCGACCUUCUCACGGACGCCCCUAUGGCGGAAGGCAGACAUGUCUGCGGUUAAUGGCCACGGGACAGCCAAGGGCCUCAACCAGAUAUUACGUGCAGUGACGCUAUCCGGGACAUCCCAUGAUGAUGCGAAGCUGUUGUCACCUGAGACCGUUCAGCAAAUCUUCCGAACGCAAUCUGAGUCAACAGACUUGGUCUUGAGCAUACCAUUACGGCUCGGAAUAGGUUUUGCUAUCGGCGGUGGACCGUCAGCUCAGACUUUCAAUUACUUGCCACAAGAAAAGAUGUGUUUCUGGGCUGGAUGGGGUGGUAGCUUUGCUAUCUGUGACUUGUACCGUGGCGUCACCUUUACGUAUGUCAUGAACAAGAUGGGCACAGGCAUUAUUGGUAACGAGAGAUCAAUUGAGUAUGCUAGGAUGGCGUGGCAGAUUCUCAAGCAGGGCGAGGAUGGGUGA